AUGGCAUAUAAUUCGUCGCUUUUAACCUUACCAGUCGAGAUUUUGUAUCAUAUUAUUGAUUAUCUUGAUAUAUCAACUAUUUUUCUAUCAUUUUCUAAUGUAUGUACAUAUUUUCGAGUAAUAUCUAAUACCUACAAUAGAUAUCAACUCGAUUUUCGUUCAAUUUCAAAAAAUGAUUUUCAUUAUAUUUGUCAAUUUAUUCAACCCGAAAAUAUUCUUUCAUUGACACUUUCUGAUGAAAAUAAGACACCAGGUGAAAUUAGAUUGUUUUUUUCAUUGUUUAACAUUGAUCAAUUUACUCGAUUACUCUCAUUAACUCUUUUUGGAAUCGAUGAAGAUAAUCUAAAUAAAAUUCUACAUUCGAACAUAACAUCAACAAUCACAUCAUUAGUGAUCAAUUGGCGAGAAGCUCAUUGUCCUACUAACAAAACUUUAAAUCUUCUCUCAUCAAUAUUAAAUCGACUUAAUCUUCGCAAACUUGAACUUAAAACUGGAUCAUAUGCUAUCGAAGAAAUGUUAUGGCCAGUACAAUAUACACUAGAACAUCUUAUAUUGAUGUAUGUAACACAAAAACAAUAUUGCAAUAUACUUCGAGAAACACCUAAUUUAAAAACAUUAACAUUAAAUCAUUGUUCAAUGCAUAAAAUCGAUGAAUAUAUUGCAACAUUGUCUGUUCCUAUCUUAUAUGAGCAAUUAACAUCAUUAAUAUUAACUGACAGUCGACUGACAAUGAAUGAGCUUACAUCACUUCUUUCCUUAACACCUUCAUUGAUUUAUUUGAAAAUCAUAUGUUUACCGGAUUCAUUUGAUACUAUUGCUAAUGGAUAUCAUUGGGAACAAUUUAUUAGUGCAAAUUUACUUCUUUUGCAUAAAUUUGAAUUCUUCUUUACAAAUAUAUACAAUGUUUACUACAAAUCUAGAGAUAUUCAAUCGCUUAUCUCUCGAUUUCAAACACCAUUUUGGCUCGAACAGAAACAUUGGUUUGUCAUCUGUGAUUACAUUGAUUAUCUCAAUCAGAUUAUGCUCUAUACAACACCACUAUGUAGUACUGACUUUACGUAUGAAUGUCAAGCAAAUAAAAUUUCAUAUUCUACUACGCUCACAAUAGAAACCGAUGCUAUAAUAACAGAGAACGUACAUACAAUAAACUUAACUUUAACGAAAUUAAUGGCUGGUGUCGUUACAAUGAAGAACAUAAUGCCAAGUCAGUACUUAUUUCGCAAUUUAACUAAGUUAACAAUAGAUGUGGAUCAAGAAUGGUCAUUAGAAUGUGUUGAAUUUCUUUCGAAAAUAAUCGAUCUUUCUCGUCUCGAUAAAAUCACUUUUAAUCCUGAUUUAAAUCACAAAUCUAUUCAUAAUACAUUAAACAGCAUUCAAAUUCUGAUGGGAUUAGCCUAUAAUCUAAGUACACUCGCAAUACAUCCUUAUUCUUCUUAUGAUGAUGUUAUAGACAUGGAAAAUAUUUGUUCAAUGAUUCCCUAUCAUAUAAAAUAUUUAGAAGUAACUGUAAAAGAUAUUAACAGUAUGAAAAUGAUCGUCAAUCACCAUGAACAUUUAUGGAGUCUUACACUUUUAGCUUCUUCUGAUCGAUCAAUGCCUUGGUCAGAUUUUAUAGAAGAACUUAUCGACAGAAAAAAAGAUUUUGUAUAUUGGGAAUCUUAUUAUUCUUUGCAUAUUUGGUUUGGUCAAACAACAAAUUAA
Rotaria sp. Silwood2 is the source of this 1701-nucleotide messenger RNA. Lineage: Eukaryota; Metazoa; Rotifera; Eurotatoria; Philodinida; Philodinidae. The record is from the annotation of a GenBank genome assembly.